Papilio xuthus (Asian swallowtail) is the source of this 2767-nucleotide messenger RNA. RefSeq names its product DNA translocase FtsK-like. Bases 163 to 2691 code for a protein of 842 amino acids. The transcript is spliced from 2 exons. The record is from RefSeq and is a predicted model, not a curated record. Lineage: Eukaryota; Metazoa; Arthropoda; Insecta; Lepidoptera; Papilionidae.
AUCAAAUCAUCAUAUCAAAAAACAUCGCACACAAACCACCCAAAACUUACAGUACAAAAAUGACAAAUAAAUAAAAUAGAAACAUGACUAACAAAUUACUCAGAUUAACAAAUAAAAUAUUAAGAUAUAUAGCGGCCUAAACAUAUCGUCCAGCUCGAGGAAAUGCCUCAGCAAAAACACAGGCGACGAUGGCGCAGGAAGGGCAUGUGCUGCAUGCCGGCGCCCCGGCCCUGCAUCGACAGCAUGCCGCGCCGCUGCAUGCCACACUGCGCCGUCUGCCCGCCCUGUCCCUCCGCCCAGCACAUCACCGCCUCCAGCUCCAGCCACUCCGAAUGCUCCUGCGAAGAGGAGAAAUUCUGCACCGUAGACAGCUGUAAAAACGCUCCACAAUGCAUUACGGCAAAACUAAAGUACUGCCCGUACGGCUUUAAAGAUAAAUCCGGUUCAGAUCUGAGACCAGAUCAAGCACACAGUAGAGAGAUGCUUGAAUAUCAGCCGUCUCAAGAAAGAGAAAUGAGAGCACAAUAUCCACAAGCCGCUUCCACACCUUAUAUGCAACCGCAAGCACAACCAGGAGGGCAACUCACACCGGAAUUUGCACCAAGCGGGUAUGCGUCAGUUCCCACAAUAUCUUCAAUACACAGUAGAGCUCCGGAUCAGUUUGAUCAAUCAAUGCCGCAAUACGUGCAGCAAAUGCCCGUGGACGCUGUGCAGGGGCCAAUAAUGCAACAAGAUUUUGGACACCCCGGAUCUCAAGCUCAAAUGCAAGGUAGAAUGACUCCAAUAUCUCCCGAAUCUCAGGCUCAAAUGCAAAGCAGAAUGAUGCCUAUAUCUCCGGAAUCCCAACCUCAAAUUCAAGGGAGAAUGAUGCCAAUAUCUCCCGAAUAUCAGGCACCAAUGCAAGGAAGAAUUAUAGCAAUGCCUCCCGAAUCCCAGCCUCAAAUGCAACAGAGAAUGAUGCCAGUACCACCGGAAUCUCAGGCGCAAAUGCAAGGGAGAAUGACACCAAUAUCUCCCGAAUCUCAGGUUCAAAUGCAAGGAAGGAUGAUGCCAAUACCUCCGGAAUCCCAACCUCAAAUGCAACAGAGAAUGAUGCCAAUAUCUCCUGAAUCUCAGGCUCAAAUGCAAGGGAGAUAUAUUCCAAUAUCACCCGAACCUCAGGCUCAAAUGCAGCAGAGAAUGAUACCUAGACCCGACACUAUGCCAUCACCAGUAUCUGUUACAAGUGGACCGAGCAUUCAAAUUAGGACAGCAGAUCAGUUUCAACCGUACUACACCCAACCACAGGACACAAUGCCGAGUUACGACUACCCCGCUACGAGACGACCUAUCCCCGUUUCACAAGAGGAGGGCUACAUGAAUAUUCCACGAGCCGAGAAACAAGUAGGUGGGUAUUCUCCUGCGCAAUACAGCUUGGGUCCAGCUCCUGAAGAUUCAAUUUAUCCCAGCGGUCCACCACCGCCUCAAUUUGAUCCUGGCCAAAAGUAUUCUUUGUCCGCAGUAUCAUCGGCGGAUAGAAUGAAACCAAGACCUAUCAUCAUUCAAGAUGAACCAAGAAGAAUGCCACAAUAUACAUCGGCCACAGAAUAUGUUCCCUCAGACAGGCCACUUGCACCAUCGCCGAGGCCGCCUAGAGUACAACAACCCGUUCCUGAAUCUUCUUACGUCAGAUACGUUUCAGAAUCACCGACUUCGCCAGCGCCAUCGGAGAGAAUACCAAGCUCAAGACCCGUGUCGACAGAGGGACUGGCUAGGACUGUGUACCGUCCUCCAUACCAGGCUGAUACGAGUAUGGGCGUUCCGUACCAAGCCGAUACUAGUAGGGGCGUUCCAUACCAAGCCGACAUCAGUAGAGGAGCCCCGUACCAAGCAGAUACCAGUAGGGGUGUUCCGUACCAGGCUGAUGUCAGCAGAGGGGUUCCAUACCAGGCUGAUAUCAGUAUGGGUACGCCAUACCAGGCCGAAGCUCGUAUGGGGGCCCCGUACCCAGCUGAGGUUCGCGCAGGAGCUCCAUACCAAGCCGGUACUCGUACUGGAGCUCCAUACCAGGCUGAUACCCGUAUGGGAGCUCCAUAUCAGGAUACACGUACGGGGUAUCAACCUAGUGUUGCAGCAGAGCCUGUUCCAAAAAAAUCAGUGCACCACGCAUUACCCGACACUACUUACGAUACAUCGCUGCCUCUGUCACCGUCAGCGCCAGAAAUGGACGUUACAAUGGACAGAUCCAGAAGAGGAUAUCAACCAAUGCCUAGUGGGUAUGAAUCUGCAAUGGAAUCUCCGCCCACAAUGGUUCAAUCCCCCCCUUCGCGAUAUCCUAUUGGUCGACCACUGGCUGAAAGUACAUCUAUAGGGAGCAGUAGAAACAUCCCAAUGGACUACAGCGCAGGACCCCCGCUUUCCCCACCGACGUCGAUGCGCACAAGCGAGCAGCGGCCUACGGCGACGGACGGCCUACACAAAAUAUCUUACCGCGGUCCAUCAACUGGAUAUAACAAGUUCUGUAAAGAACCCCCGCAGCCGGAGUACGUCGAUAAAUCUGUCGGCUUCGAAUAUCCAGUACCACAAAGUGAGUUAGGUGCGUCUGACGAGACUCCUCCAAAAUGUUCCUGUCGCUAUCCCCCAGCGUUCAAACAUCUGGAGUGCGCCGGCCUCAUGAGCGGCACCUGCGAGUGCAAUGAAAAUGAUUUGUAAGCAUACUAAAUAAAAUUUUAAUUGCAAUAACUGAAGUCAUAAUCGUCCAAAAAUCCUGUUAAAUAUUCUUUACUUU